This is a messenger RNA of Poecile atricapillus (Black-capped chickadee), 1295 nucleotides long. It is a transcript of the gene HOXA5, whose product is annotated as homeobox A5. Gene Ontology annotation, cellular component: nucleus. Gene Ontology annotation, molecular function: RNA polymerase II cis-regulatory region sequence-specific DNA binding; DNA-binding transcription factor activity, RNA polymerase II-specific. The transcript is spliced from 2 exons. The record is from RefSeq and is a predicted model, not a curated record. Bases 187 to 999 code for a protein of 270 amino acids. NCBI's taxonomy places the organism in Eukaryota, Metazoa, Chordata, Aves, Passeriformes, Paridae. Gene Ontology annotation, biological process: anterior/posterior pattern specification; regulation of transcription by RNA polymerase II.
CAGGAUUUACGACUGGACAACAAAAGCACGUGAUGUGAAGCCGUACCCCAUAUUUGGGUGCCUACGUAGGAGGGAACCAAGUACAUGUCCCAGUCAUUUCCAUAAUUCAUCAUAAAUUGUGCAAGGGUGCUAUAGACGCACAAAACGACCAAGAGCCACAAAUCAAGCACACAUAUCAAAAAACAAAUGAGCUCUUAUUUUGUAAACUCAUUUUGCGGUCGCUAUCCAAAUGGCCCGGACUACCAGUUACAUAAUUAUGGAGAUCACAGCUCGGUGAGCGAGCAAUACAGGGACUCCGCCAGCAUGCACUCCGGCAGGUACGGAUACGGCUACAAUGGCAUGGACCUCAGCGUCGGGCGCUCUGCUUCCACCCACUUUGGUGCCAAUGAGAGACCCCGCAGUUACCCGGCCAACACCACCUCUGCCUCGACAGAGCCCAGGUACAACCAGCCCGCGACGUCUUCCCACUCGCCUCCCCCUGACCCUCUGCCCUGCACCGCCGUGGCCGGUUCGCCUGUCAGCGAGAGUCACCACGGGGUGAAAAACUCCCUCGCCAACUCCACCAGCACUUCGUCCAAUUCCAGCAGCAACACGCACAUCAGCAGAGACGGGGUUGGCACCUCGUCUGGGACUGAGGAAGACACUCCAGCAAGCAGCGAGCAGGCAAGUGCCCCGACCGACCAAAGCACAGCCCAGCCUUCACAGCCCCAGAUCUACCCCUGGAUGCGAAAACUGCACAUAAGUCAUGACAACAUAGGGGGACCAGAAGGGAAAAGGGCUCGGACUGCUUACACCCGCUAUCAGACCUUGGAGCUCGAAAAGGAAUUUCACUUCAAUAGAUACCUGACCCGCAGAAGAAGGAUUGAAAUAGCACAUGCUCUUUGCCUCUCAGAGAGACAAAUAAAGAUCUGGUUCCAAAACAGGAGAAUGAAAUGGAAAAAGGAUAAUAAGCUGAAAAGUAUGAGCAUGGCAGCUGCAGGAGGGGCAUUCCGUCCCUAAGCGCUUGAUCAAUUAAAAGUACUGAGCAGUAUUAGCUGACCCUGCGUCGUCUCAUGUCAGUACUAAGUUGACUUUCUAAAACUUCCUUGUGUUACUUCUGUGAAGAAACCCUGUUCUUGUCGCCCUUAUUCAUCUUUUAAUCAUGAGCCUGUUUAUUACCAUUCUCUCGCGUGUAUAAGUAGAUCUGCUUUUAUCGUACAUUUCUUUGUCUUGAAUGGCUUUGUCUUGAAAAAAAUAAUAGAUGUUUUAACUUAUUUAUAUGAAGCGAGCUGUGUUACUUGAAGUAACUGUUAAAA